This is a messenger RNA of Anolis carolinensis (green anole), 502 nucleotides long. Its product is annotated as cyclin-dependent kinases regulatory subunit 2. Gene Ontology annotation, molecular function: protein kinase binding; cyclin-dependent protein serine/threonine kinase activator activity; ubiquitin binding. Gene Ontology annotation, cellular component: cyclin-dependent protein kinase holoenzyme complex; SCF ubiquitin ligase complex. Bases 116 to 355 code for a protein of 79 amino acids. The record is from RefSeq and is a predicted model, not a curated record. Gene Ontology annotation, biological process: regulation of mitotic cell cycle. The transcript has a single exon. Lineage: Eukaryota; Metazoa; Chordata; Lepidosauria; Squamata; Anolidae.
UGGCCUUCAGGAAAACAAGUUUCUCAACUGUUUGAGGGUUAACCGCGGUGAGGUGGUUUCGGCUGAGAGACGGAGCGGGGCGUGAUAGGCCUUCGUCUUGUUUUUCUUCCUCGCCAUGGCCCACAAGCAGAUCUAUUAUUCUGACAAGUACUGCGACGAGAACUACGAGUACCGACAUGUGAUGCUGCCAAGAGAGCUCUCAAAACAAGUACCGAAAACUCAUUUAAUGACUGAAGAGGAAUGGAGACGACUUGGUGUUCAACAGAGCCUUGGCUGGGUCCACUACAUGAUUCAUGAACCAGAACCACAUAUCCUCCUUUUUAGAAGACCACUUCCAAAAGGCCAGCAGAAAUGACUUCUCUCAACUUCUGGAAUAUUGUGUAAAAAUGUAUAUAUGUUGGUAGUAUUCAGUGAAUACUUGAGAAUGUACAAAUACGUCAUUACCUGUGCAUGAGCUGUAUUAUUCACAGCAACAGAGCUCAGUAAAGUGCAAACGAAGUAG